AUGCUGGAGAGAGGGGUGGGCGGUGGGGGAAGAGUCAGCAACAGGUACUCAGAUCAGUUCCCAGCUACAAAACUUCUCCCUGGAGAGAGUCGCCGCGCUCACCUCGGCCAGGCGGUGCGGGGGAGGGGUGGGGGGCUCAAGGUUGUUCAAUCCGCUGAGCAGGAGGGAAGGGCCCGGAGGCGGGCGGGGUUGGCAGGGCCUUUGUUGGCGACAACUAUAAAUGGAACGAGCGCCGCUAAAAAUAGGCCGUCGGUGGAAAAGCGCCGGGCAAGGCUCCUCCUCUCGAUCGAGAGUCCCGGACGGACGGACUUGCGCAGCGGGUCUGUUUGGCCCGUGCAACCCCUGCUGCCAAACUCAUUUUCUUUCCCCGACUUUAGAACAAAGAUUGUGCAGAGGAAGGACUGUUCUAUACAACCUCAACAAGGACAAUAUGAACGAGUUACCACCUUUCCCCAAUCUAAAGGAGGCAGAGGAACUUCAAAUACAUCAUGUUUGCUGAAGAGAGAUGAAUAUGUCCUUGGGUGGCAGAGGAGCUGUGGACGGGCAGGGACAACGGAGUCCCCCACAGCCUGCUAUACCUCCCCUGAAAUUGUACUACUAGUGAGAAUUUAUACUGGAAUGAGCGAUUGGCAAAUAUUGCUUCAACUAGCAGAAGUGCCACCUGGAAUCAGAAAACAGCUAGCGACAUACCUGUAACUGAACAUUAACCGUGAGCAUGCCAACAGUCUGAUCCUGAAAUUCCAGUCAUAUCAUCUUAUAAUUUUGGAUAAUAGUAUUAGCAGUGUCAACUGCAGUAUUAAACUGAUCCUUCUGUAAUAUAAUCAUUUGUUCUAAAUGCUGGCACCAUCAGAUACCGUAAGUAGACAGUUUAGAAUUUUUGUCAUGUGACUUUUUGAAAACUACAACUGACAAGAGGCUGUUACUAAGUUCCUUUUGUGUAUCACAUUAUGAUUUUGUAUUUCUGGAUGGGUUCAGGCUAUAUGCCUGGCAUUAAGCUGGCCCUGGCAAAUAUGCGUCAAGUGUCUAAUGUGUCUAGCCCUGACAGAACUAUAAUUUACAUAACAAUUUCUAAUAGCUGAGAAAAUAGGUUUGACACAUGGUCAAAAUGUGCCACUGGGGACUGUAACCACAAGUCCUGAUACAUGUAGCUUGGUUAUAAGAAACAGAGUUAAUACAGUUAACACUUCUGGUCUUUGCAUCUCCAAAGGUGGUACAAUCCCAGUCCUUGCCCACCCUCCCUGCCACAUACAUGCCAAGCUCUGUAAACCAUUUGGACUAAUUCUCAACUUCACUGACACCCAUCCUAAGGUCAUUUUCUUGAUGCCUGAAAUAAAUCAGGGUCUUUUCAAAGUGUGUUCCCAGACAAACCUGCCCACCAAGGACCCCCACCCAAGUUUUAAACUUUUGAUAGUACCACAAAAUGAUAUCUUACUUAACUUGCAAGUUGAACAUUCAACAUCUGUUUUGAAUUUGGAUUCUUUGAAUUUGUAUCCUAUUGGACAAAGACUUUCCAAGACCACCAUCUCUGAAAUACAGGUUAAAUGUACAUGCUAGGGAUGAUGUAUUAGUGUUCACACUCUUCAUAGUACUUCUGUUGCUUCCUUAAACUGUGAACAAGUGCUGUGCUGUUUUAGUACCAAGUUGUAUCUAACCUAAGUGGAUCUCUUUAUCAUCAUACUUGGCAAAAACUGCCCACUAAGAAGCAAAAAUAUGUCUCAGUAUAAAUGGCUCAUUGUAAAAAAUGAAAUUGAAAGAAUGUUUUAAAUGCAUUUACUAGUUGCCCUGUGAGAAUAAGGUUUACAGUCGUAAGUUGCACAUAAAGGGUUUAUUUUAAAUGUUUUAAGGAUAGAGUUACAUCAUGAUUAUAAAAAUUACUUACAGAAUUAAGUAACAGAUUUAAAGUGUUUAUACUUCUAAAUGCAGAGAACAGGGAACUGUCUACAUUGUUAAAAAUAAAAAAGAAACCAAGCUCUAGAGAUGAAUUUACCUAAUUUUAAAAUGUGAACACGAAGACCUUUGAACUAUACACAUACCAAGAACCAUCCAAAUUGCACUAAUGAUGUAAAAUUUAAAAAGCAGCAUUUACAAGGAACCUCUAAUGAAUGAAAGCUUUUGGGGGGCAGGGGUUCUUUGAUAUGGUUGAAAUUAAUGUGUAUUUGGGGGCUUUAUUUAUAAAAUGUAUCAAUUUAAGUAAAAUAAAAAGCCACCAUAAAAUAAA
Sphaerodactylus townsendi is the source of this 2218-nucleotide messenger RNA. RefSeq lists its product as uncharacterized. The record is from RefSeq and is a predicted model, not a curated record. The transcript has 3 exons. The coding region runs from base 1 to 696 and encodes 231 amino acids. NCBI's taxonomy places the organism in Eukaryota, Metazoa, Chordata, Lepidosauria, Squamata, Sphaerodactylidae.